AUGAAUUCCAUUCCAGACUCUUACUCACUAAAACAAGACUUUCCCGAUACUUUGGGUGAUUUUGUCGACCCUUCUCACCCUCAAAUGCGGGUGAACUAUAAUCAUCCCUCAGCAUCGGCGUCUGUAUCUUCGGUCCCUCCUGCCCAGCCUGCUCCUACUGCUUCUGGCCCAGACGUUAAUCCAUCCACUGUAAAUCCAUAUAUUCAAAAUCCACCUCUAGACAUUUCAAGUCCUUUCGACAAUGUCACACAGGGAUUAACGGGCGCUGAUGCAGAAGCUCUCGCUGAGUAUUGGCAGAAAACCAUUGAUACUCUGGAAAACAACGACCAGGCCGUCAAAACAUUGCAUCUUCCUUUGGCCCGUAUCAAAAAGGUAAUGAAAACCGACGAAGAUGUCCGAAACAAAAUGAUUUCCGCCGAAGCUCCUUUCCUUUUUGCCAAAGGAAGCGAAGUUUUUGUUACUGAACUCACAAUGCGUGCUUGGCUACUCGCAAAGAAGAACCAACGACGAACUCUUCAGCGAUCUGAUAUUGCCAACGCCAUCUCCAAAUCCGAAAUGUAUGACUUCUUAAUUGACAUUAUAUCUAAAGAUAAUAUUUCCCCCGCUCCUUCAGUGUCUCAGUCUCAAGUUAUUAAUCAGUCUGCCGCAAUUCCUCCUGCCCCUGUCUCUGGAAUCCCCUCAUAUCCUGGACAAUCGGGAAUGCCUUCUCAGUCGAUAGGUUAUCCUAUGGGGUCUGGAGGAGUUCAGCCUGCAUACUCUUCUCAAGUAGCAGCUGCUAACCAACGAGCCAUGCACUACGGCUCUCAUCCUGCUUCUGGGUAUUUGCCAGUACAAGAAAUGGAACAAUCUCUCAUGUUUAAACAGCCAGGCAUAGGCCCUGAUUAUCAACAUAUGCAAAUGCCUGACGCUCCUAUGAACAUGGCUUCUGUAAAUCCUCCACGUCCCGUCAUGGUCGCUCCGUAUAUGGCUGAGCACCUGUAUCGAUAUCCUCCUACUCAUUUAGAAUCCGGAACAUCUGCUUUCCGGUUUCCUUCGGGCAUGAGGUAUCAGCAAAUGGGUCCUCCUAUACAAGGUUUACAAAGAGAAAACAUGGGACCUUCUCAAUUACACGAGCAUCCAGCCUAUGCACAACCUCCUCAUCAGUCUUCUCCGCCACAACAGUAUGAAUCUCAACCUCCUCAACAGACACAACCACAACAACAUCAGCAACCCCAACAAAGAUUCUACCCUCAACCCAAUCCGAUGUAUUACCAAUCGCAUCAACCUCAAGGUCUUCACAAUCCCAAUGCUGUUCCCUAUCGAACUCAACCGCAUCCCAUGUCACGCUAUUCUCAACAAAACCAGUAA
Molecule: messenger RNA, 1347 nt
Organism: Schizosaccharomyces osmophilus
Lineage: Eukaryota; Fungi; Ascomycota; Schizosaccharomycetes; Schizosaccharomycetales; Schizosaccharomycetaceae
Gene: php5
Product: CCAAT-binding factor complex subunit Php5
Exons: 1
Coding region: 1-1347 (448 amino acids)
Biological process (GO): regulation of DNA-templated transcription
Cellular component (GO): nucleus; CCAAT-binding factor complex
Molecular function (GO): protein heterodimerization activity; DNA binding; DNA-binding transcription activator activity, RNA polymerase II-specific
Source: RefSeq, a predicted model, not a curated record